AUGUAUUUAACUCCCCCGAUGAAAAAACUAAGUUUUCUGCUCAUCAUCUCAUUAUUAUUGAUAAGUCAUCAAUAUUAUAACAUUGAAGCACAAAAUGCUGACAAAGUAGUGAAUCUUCCUGAACAACCAUCGAAUCCAAAGAUCUCUCACUUCUCAGGUUAUGUCAAUGUGAAUCAAGAAAAUACAAGAUCACUAUUUUUCUGGUUCUUCGAAGCCUUGUCUGAUUCUCCUUCAACAAGACCUUUAGUUCUCUGGCUCAAUGGAGGUCCUGGAUGUUCAUCUAUUGGAUAUGGAGCAGCAUCUGAAUUAGGACCUUUUCAAGCGAAUAUGUUGUUUUUAGAAUCACCGGUUGGAGUAGGGUUUUCGUACACCAACUCAUCUUCCGAUUUAGACAACCUCAACGAUAGUUUCGUUGCGGAAGAUGCAUACAACUUCAUGGUUGCUUGGUUUGCAAGGUAUCCUCAAUAUAAGUCUCGUGAUUUCUUCAUCGCUGGUGAAAGCUAUGCCGGUCACUACGCACCUCAGCUAGCCGAGGUUAUAUACGAUCGAAACAAAGUUAAACCAAAGGACUCCUUCAUCAAUCUCAAAGGCCUCAUCGUUGGAAAUCCAUUGACGGACGACGAGUACGAUAACAAAGGGAUUCUAGAAUACGCAUGGAGCCAUGCAGUGAUAUCCGACAAUCUCUACGACACCGCAAAGCGUAAUUGUGACUUCAAGUCUUCGAAUUGGUCAGAACCAUGCAACAUGGCUAUGACCACAGUGUUCCAAAAAUACAAAGAGAUUGAUAUUUAUAACAUAUAUGCUCCCAAGUGCAUCAUCAAUAGCUCAUCAGGAGCUUCUUUCUUAGGUGCCGGAGAUUAUAAUUCUCCGGCAACCAAAGAUUGGUUCAAAAGAGUGAGAUGGUUUGAAGGAUAUGAUCCUUGUUACUCUAAUUACGCUGAAAAAUAUUUCAAUAGGGUCGAUGUUCGAUCCGCUCUUCAUGCCACUGCACGAGGUGUAACUAGAUGGCAAGUUUGCAAUGAUUCGAUAUUGCACACAUACCAAUUCACGGUGUCCUCAAUGUUGCCUACCUAUAGUAAGCUCAUCAAAGCUGGUCUCAAGAUAUGGGUUUAUAGUGGAGACGCCGACGGAAGAGUGCCGGUGAUCGGAAGUCGGUAUUGUGUUGAAGCUUUAGGUCUUUCAGUCAAAUCUGAGUGGCGUUCUUGGUUCCAUAAUCAUCAGGUGGGAGGGAGGAUAACGGAGUAUGACGGAGGAUUAACGUUCGUAACGGUGAGAGGAGCUGGACACUUGGUUCCUCUCAAUAAACCUGAAGAAGCUCUCGCGCUUUUCCGUUCUUUUAUCAACGGUCAAGAACUUCCGGAUCAACAAGAGAAACAUUUUGGCGAUGUUCGAUCUUCCAAGGGAUUGAUAGAGGAGAUACUCUCUAGAGUUCCGGCAAGAUCUUUAAAACGAUUACGGUUUACUAACAAACAAUGGAAUGCUUUAUUCAGAGAACCGGAGUUCAUCAAUAAGCACUUGGAAAAAGCAGAAAAGCAGCACUUGGUCCUCAUGCUGAGUAAUUUUAAUGUUUAUUCGCUGAGUCUUAAUCUCAACGUAAGUCACAACGAUAAUAAUGUUGUGGAUCCAUCUAUAGAGUUACUUGGCAGAAGCCUAAACGAGUCGGUCAAAAUAUCUGAAGUAUCUUACUGCAAUGGCUUAUUGUUAUGCACCACGAAAGAGAGCAACAUUAAACUCGUGGUUGUGAAUCUGUGUACUGGUCAAACCAGGUGGAUCAAACCAACAAGUGUUUACAGUAGAUCCAAUUGGUAUGCUCUAGGUUACGAAAACAGCAACUACAAAAUCGUGAGUUUUCAGCAUGGUAGCAGUAAAGAUUUUGGGAUUUUUGACCUAAAAUCUAAUUCGUGGAGGUUUUAUGCUGACAUCACUCUCGAGAUGCAUAUCCAUCCCGAGAUGCAUAUAGCCUGUCUUUCGAGGGGUGCAUAUUUAAAGGGAAAUUCUUAUUGGCUUUCUAUUGCCUUGUCGAACUUCGGGAUUCUGAGUUUUGAUUUCACAAGAGAGGAAUUUAGACACCUGUGUCUUCCGGUUUUGAAGCCUGGUUUCUAUACUAAAGAUCUCAGUUGUGUGUUGUCGUGGAGCAAAUCCUUUACGUUGGAUUUACCCUCUCAGCUUACUCGUGUUACGGGUUGUCUGAGUUUCGUUUUCGACCAAGAGAAGAAAGUGGUUGUGUGUUGUGACAGACGCGAGGAGAAUAACAAUAACAGGAUGUACAGAGAACUCGAUUACGAAUCAUCAAGUGAUUGA
This is a messenger RNA of Arabis nemorensis, 2301 nucleotides long. The record is from the annotation of a GenBank genome assembly. Lineage: Eukaryota; Viridiplantae; Streptophyta; Magnoliopsida; Brassicales; Brassicaceae.